UGUGGCUUAAAGCAAGAUCAAUCAAUGGCUUAGUCAUCCUACUAGUUAUGGUAUUGCAUAAUGUAUUGUGAAUUUCAGACGAUUUUUCUUGUUUAAAAAAUCACUUCUUUUAACACUCGCAGCGAGUGCACAUAGAAAACGGACAAACCAUGAGUCUGAUUCUGAUGGCCAAAAUGAGUCGGGCUGUCAAUUCUCAAUUCUCAUCGUCAAAAUGUGGUCAAAAUAAAGACGACCACAACAUUUGUUAUUCAGAAUUUUAAAGUUUUGGUUUUUCUCGACCCAAUCCUCCACCAUUCACAGUUGCUCCGCAUACUUUCUUAUAGUCACGUGAUUAAAUGGAAUGAAACAUGGAAAGAUGGCGGAAUUCCAGUGGAAUAGUAAUUCAUAGAGAUGCCUUAGUAAGGUUUUAUUUUCAUUCCUUUUGAACUUUUUAAAUCAUUCAGUCAUGCAGAAGAACGUGAAAACAAAGAACGUGUUCCUAUCUGGUGCUUUACAAAGAAUUCUACUCGAUAAAGAAACAAAAAAGUCUCAUCAUUCACAACUAAAGAAAGCUUGCGAAACGGCUUAUAUGGAAAUAAACGCUGUUCAAGGAAAUGAAAAAUCUACAGGGAAUGUUUCUUCUGUAACUCUACCUCCACUACCUGGUCAGCAAACAUUCAUUACAGCAGAUCAAUAUUUUCUUCCUUUUGAGUUGGCUUGUCAAACAAAAUGUGCCAUGAUUGUCACCAUUGCAGUUGACUGUACACAAAAGCCGUUUUUGCUCAGGCAACAAUCACCAAACGAAAAGGCACGUUUACGAACGUUUGAAAAGGCACGGCUCCCAGUGGGUUAAACAAUCAUGUUGGACAAAUACAUAUAAUGACAUGCUCAACACUAUUUAUAAAGAUACUAUUCACUUCA
Xenia sp. Carnegie-2017 is the source of this 900-nucleotide messenger RNA. Its product is annotated as brefeldin A-inhibited guanine nucleotide-exchange protein 1-like. The transcript is spliced from 4 exons. The coding region runs from base 446 to 832 and encodes 128 amino acids. The record is from RefSeq and is a predicted model, not a curated record. NCBI's taxonomy places the organism in Eukaryota, Metazoa, Cnidaria, Anthozoa, Malacalcyonacea, Xeniidae.